This is a messenger RNA of Leucoraja erinaceus (little skate), 6195 nucleotides long. RefSeq names its product tripartite motif containing 37 (gene trim37). The record is from RefSeq and is a predicted model, not a curated record. Gene Ontology annotation, biological process: protein autoubiquitination; negative regulation of centriole replication. Gene Ontology annotation, molecular function: tumor necrosis factor receptor binding; zinc ion binding; ubiquitin protein ligase activity. Bases 685 to 3555 code for a protein of 956 amino acids. Gene Ontology annotation, cellular component: aggresome; peroxisome. The transcript has 26 exons. NCBI's taxonomy places the organism in Eukaryota, Metazoa, Chordata, Chondrichthyes, Rajiformes, Rajidae.
CCAGGAGGCCCUCGGUGAUACCGUACUCUAUUUUAUGAUUGGUGAAGGCGGAGACUACAUUGAAGUCGAUUGGUCGCCUUCCCCUCCUCUCUCUCCCCCCACGUGGGCUGGAGGGCGGGGCUUGUGAGGAGGAACCCGCUCCGCCGUCAUCCUCGCGCCGAUUGACUGUAGCCCGGGUGACAAACGGUUGCAUGUGGAUUUGAAGUCGGGUUCAGAAGAUGGAGGCGAACGUUCCCUCCGCCAAAUCCUGAACCAAGCCUCGAAUUGUCCCCCACACCCCAACCAGGAGAUAACAUGUGAGCAGGGGAGUGGGAGAAGCAGACAAGCGAUGAGAAGCCAGCAUUGAAUUGAAGGUGAAGGGGCGGUUCGAGAGAGAAGGCGGGUUGCGGCACUGCGGACCUGCUGGAUCCGCCCCGGCCACCACAAGCCGCUGGCCAGGGGCCGCACUGUGUGUCCCCGCCGCAGGCCGCAGGCUCCAUCCUUACCUUUACCGUGCCAUUUUCAGCCAUCGGCUGAAGCUUGCCCCUCAGGGGAGGCUGCCAGCAACAAUAAGCCGCAGUGACUCUGAUCAGGUGCAUCAUUAUUGAGCUUGACCGUGCAGUGCUUAUGUUGUAGCAGCCUUUGUCUAGGAGCAACAGAUUUCGUCUUUGGGAUAAGAUCAGCAGUGCGCAGCACAGAAGAAAAAUGGAUGAACAAAGUGUUGAAAGCAUUGCGGAGGUGUUCAGAUGCUUUAUUUGUAUGGAGAAAUUACGUGAUGCCCGACUCUGUCCACACUGUUCAAAACUUUGUUGCUUCAGUUGCAUAAGGCGUUGGCUAACAGAACAGAGAGCCCAGUGCCCGCACUGCAGGGCACCUCUUCAGCUGCGGGAGCUUGUGAACUGUCGUUGGGCAGAGGAAGUCACACAACAAUUGGAUACACUUCAGCUAUCUAAUCUCAAUAAACAUGAGGAAAAUGAUAAAGACAAAUGUGACAGUCAUCAUGAGAAACUGAGUGUAUUUUGUUGGACUUGCAAGAAAUGCAUCUGCCACCAGUGUGCACUUUGGGGAGGAAUGCAUGGAGGCCACACGUUCAAACCAUUAGCUGAGAUUUAUGAUCAACAUGUUACCAAGGUGAAUGAUGAAGUGGCGAAGUUGCGACGUCGACUGAUGGAGCUGAUAAGUUUAGUUCAAGAAGUGGAGAGAAAUGUGGAAGCAGUGCGUAGUGCCAAGGAUGAACGUGUGAGAGAGAUUAGGAAUGCUGUGGAAAUGAUGAUCGCAAGACUGGAUACACACCUGAAAAAUAAACUUAUAACACUAAUGGGCCAGAAGACAUCACUGACUCAGGAAACCGAGCUGCUCGAGUCACUGUUACAAGAAGUAGAACAUCAGCUGCGAUCUUGCAGUAAAAGUGAAUUAAUAGUGAAAAGUCAAGAAAUCCUGUUGAUGUUCCAACAAGUGCAUCGCAAACCCAUGGCGUCCUUUGUCACGACACCUGUCCCACCAGACUUCACCAGUGAACUGGUUCCUGCAUAUGACUUCAGCACAUUUGUCCUGUCAAAUUUCAGCACUUUGCGUCAGCGUGCUGACCCUGUUUACAGCCCUCCUCUGCAAAUAUCUGGACUCUGCUGGCGAUUGAAGGUUUAUCCAGAUGGAAAUGGAGUAGUGCGUGGAAAUUACUUGUCAGUGUUUCUGGAACUUUCUGCUGGUCUCCCUGAAACAUCAAAGUAUGAGUACCGAGUGGAAAUGGUUCAUCAAGUCUCCAAUGACCCAACCAAAAACAUAAUUCGAGAAUUUGCCUCUGAUUUUGAAGUGGGUGAAUGUUGGGGCUACAAUCGUUUCUUUCGCUUGGACCUUCUUGCCACUGAGGGUUACCUGAAUAUGCAGAGUGACACCUUGGUGCUCAGGUACCAAGUGCGCGCACCUACGUUUUACCAAAAAUGUCGUGACCAGAAUUGGUACAUCAGCCAACUUGAGGUGACUCAAACAGGUUACAUCCAACAAAUCAACAAUCUCAAAGAGAGAUUGGCCAUUGAACUUUCGCGUAACAGGGCCUCUCAUAGCUUGUCGCCACCAAAUGUGCACUUGAGCCCACAAAACAAUGACUGCUUGGAUACCAGGACAAAAAAGCUCAUUUGUAAUGAAGAUCUUCCAGCAGAGGGUGCUUGUUCUGUUCUGGCUGUCAGCCUGGUCAAAGAGGAGGAGGAAGAUGACAAGAUUCUGCAGGAUGACUCAAAUCAUGAUCUUUCUGAUGGUGAUUUGGACAUAGAAUUCCUCACAGUAGAUGAUGAAUUGAACCAACUUGACGGCAGCAGCUCAUCUGCUAGCUCCUCGGCAACGAGUAAUACAGAAGAAAAUGACAUCGAUGAGGAAACUAUGUUUGGGGAGAAUGAUGUUGAAUACAGUAACAACAUGGAUUUGGAGGAAGGGGAGUUGGCUGAUUCAGCAGGAGCUUCUGGAGGGAUGAACAACCACAAUAGGUCUUCAAGGCGGGUAACGGGCAGUCUGACGUCCGCAGCCAACAGCAGCCUACUUGAUAUUGACCCUGUCAUUCUCAUACAGCUGUUGGACAUAAAGGAUCGAAGCAGCAUGGAAAAUCUUUGGGGUAUUCAGCCCCGUCCACCAGCUUCCCUCCUGCAUUCAGCAGCUCAAUGCCGUAAAGACCGUGACCAGCGGAGACAGCAAUCUGUACGUCGCUCACCACCUGAUUCUGGCGUCCUGAAGAGGCUGAAGGCUCAAAUGGCUGAAGUCAGAAGCAAAAUGUCUGAAGUCAAAAGCCAAAUGUCUGAAGUGAAAAAUAACACCGUGCCUUGUGGAGAUUUGGGGUCAAACUACAUCGCUUAUGCAGGAGAGCAGGUACCACAGGGGUCCUGCGGAAUCACCGGCAUCCGGAGGCAUGAAUCGGGGCUGGACCUCUUUUCUAAUUACAUAACCUUUGCAUCCAGCAAAAAAUCUGCAUCUCCAAAGCACAAUCGCUCGGGUCCAGGGACCUCUCUGUCUCUCCGCAGAGCACUAGAUUGUGUGGAUAAGGAUCUCCAUUGCCAAGAGAACUGUCAAGUCACCACAGCAGGUUCAACAAAAUCUAACAGUAGACAAGGAUCCCCACACUCUAUAAACAAAUCCACUGAUUCCGAGGUAACGUCAAUCGGCAAGGCGGAUGAUAGGCCUUCUGCCAUUGCUGCUUCUGAAAUGUUUGGCAUCUCAACACUGAAUGGAUUGACAUCACUGGAGACAUCACGGAAAAUCGUUACAAUAGGAUCAAUGUCCCAGUGCUCUUUCACGGAUAGACAGCAACAUUCCGACACCGAGAGUACAAUCGCUUUGGCAAUGCAGGCUUCACCUCUUGAGUGUGCCUCAAACAGGCCAGAAGAAGUUGUGUCACUUCAGAAGACAAUCCUUCGUUUAUUACCUGGAAUGAGUACUGAUAGUGAGAGCGAAUGUGAUACUGAGAAUGAGCAGGAAGAAAGCAUAUCCACAGAGGUGGUGACUCAUAAUGCUGCAGUUCAGAGCUCUGAAGGUGACUUGGGUAUUUCUGAAAGUGCCAAUUUUGUCAUUGGAGAAAAAAAGGAGCGAUCAUAAGGACCUUGGAAAAUAUUUUGUAUCCAAAUUGCAGCGGAGACGUGGGAAGAGAAUGGGGACCUGCUAAAGAUUUUUCCAUCUUUAAUAGUAGGUUAAAGGAAAUAACCUGUAACGUCCUAUGUGAAAACUGAUGCUCGUCUGUCACUCAUACACUACUAUACCAGCUGUGUGCUGAUCCCAGUAAACAUUGCACUGACUUUUAUUUUCUUCAAUGGGGGCAAAGUUAAUCACAUCACCCAGUACUUGGUUAUGCAUUUAGAAACCUCUUCUGUGUAGCCCAUCCUGGCUUUAAUGACAUCUACUUUAGAUCAUCGAUUCAUUUUCAGCCUUGAGUUUUUGCACGGCUGCAGUCAGCUGUUCUGCCCUAACAUUUCUUCUGAAACCUUUUUCAAGCAACUUGCGAGUUACAUUUCAUGAAGCUUUGGUUUGUUUUUUGAGAACAAAGUUGUUAUAGGUCACGUCCUCUUCAAUUUGUGCUCUUGAGUCUAUCUCCCAGACCCAUUGACACAAACAUAUGUACAGACCCUGUCCUCUUCUAAAUUGCCCCUGUUUUGUAGAAGCUGAGCAGUGAUCCAUGUUGGCACUUGGCCAGGCUGAGCUGGGAUAGAUGGGUGAAUGGUGGGUUGGUAGCGGUUGUGAGUAGUAGCUGAGAUUGUGAACUUGCCAAAGGGCAAUCGGCAAGCCUUGCUCUUGUGUACCCAAGAGGAAAACUUGCUUGUUCUAGACCAUGGUGUUUUACUACUGAUGAUUUUGUGCCCUGUGUUAUUGGACUGAUCGACUGCAGCAGACUAACAAAACAAUAAGUGGGAUUAUUGGUUGGUAAAAGCUGAGUCACCAUUUUGUGUUCGCUGUGACUUGGAUAGUAUUAGAUUCAUGAUUAGACAUGUAUACAGUAAGGUGUUAUGUAUUAUCCCUGCCCCUGGAUUUAAUUCUUCAAACUUGAUGGACACAAUAGUUGAAUAAAUGCUCCAAAGUAGUCCAACUAAUCUAUGCAUGUCAAAUCUUUGCUUUCUGGCCUUGACCUAACAUGUAUUUUAUCAAGGUUAUCUGAGCACGAGUGACGUUGUACGAUUGCUAUAACAUGAACUAAAUGGUGUAUUUAAGUACUGCCCCAUUGACCCCACUAAAGCUGCACAGAGUGAAUAUGAGUUCAGUGGGCAAGUUCGUUUGCUGCCUUGUCUUCAACAUUAACAUGAAAUUAACAGAUUGUUUGUGAUGAUGCAUGGUGGUGGUGCUUUGUACAUAUUUUCAUUUCAAACUUCCUGCUACACUUGGCUUCUAGUUCGCCACUGUUAUCAUUUGUGUGGAGUGAAGCCCAGUAGGGAAAAACGUGGCCUACUGCUCUGUAGUGUUAUAACAUCAAGCAAACUGAUGUCCUCAAAAAAUGAGCAACUGUACCGAAGUUGGGUAUGUUUUGCAGCUGCACUUGUUAAUUUGGUCAAUUUUACACUUGAUUGUUUCAGUUAUAAUUUCUGGCACAAGAUUGAAGCAAAACAUCCCAAUAAAAUUAUUUAUUUCCAGAUUAAGUACCAUUUUUAUUUAUUCAACUUCUGCCUUUGAGUAGCUUUUUGUCAACCAUUAUUUUAACUUUCUCUGUCAAAUAAUUUCUGUGCAGUCAGUCCCAUGAUUUUGCAGGUUUCCUUUGCAAAUUCACCCCAGCCAAACAAUAAGAAUCCUUCCUCUGAGUAUUCCCCAAAUUUGAAUCAAUUAGUAAAGUUAAGAGCUCAUGGCUUUCGAUCAGCAGCAAAUGCCUGCCCAGGUUUUACUUACUGGUCUGCUUGAUGCUCCCACCCAAAAUCCUUUGUAUGAACAGCACAUGAUUUAUGUGAUUGUGGUUUAUUUUUGAGUUGGGAGAAUUUGUAGGCCUCUGUAAAUUCAGAGUUUACAACAUCUCUGCUGCAGACCAGUCAUUAAUUGUAUUGUCACAUCAAACAUUCAAUAUUUAUUGGGUGCUGAUACAAGAAACUAGUCUUUCCAACCUUUUCUAUUAGGUUGGUCAACGUGUACAAAACAAAAGACGAUUCUUUGUGGGACCCUUUUCUUUCAUCUCUACUUACUGGUCUGGUGUGAUUUUAAUGUUCUUGCUUUGGUUUUUUGGUAUUUUGCAAGCCUUUCUUUGUUGAAAGACAGUGUGUGGGUAACCAGUGAUUAGCUUCCUCGAGCAGCGCUACCUUUUUCUGCAAUUCAACAGCCCUGUCUACCUUUCUUCUGCUUCCCCCACAACUAUUAUGUGCCUGCAAUGUAUAUAACUUCGCCAAGCUUUUUUCUUUUGCUUUAAAGAGUACUUUUAGAAGAUAUAUUAGGUUUUGUGAAUUUCUUCAAUGCUGUGCUUUGAGGAUGCUCCCCAUUUGAUGGAACUUGGAAUUCUAUCAACGUCUGUUACACCACUGCAGGCAGUCUAUCCAUGUAUUAGAAAGUAAAGUACUGAUUUGGUAGUACUGAACUUUCAUUGUGGACCCAGCUUCUCCUGAGCAUGUCAACAUCCUGUCUAAAUGUGAUGUACCUUGUACUGUGAAGUACAGUUAGAAUUGUUGUGCUUUAUUUGUAAUGUGUAUUCACUGUUGCAUUUUAAAUACUGUCUCCAUUGUGUUUACAUGAUCACAUUUCUGCACUUUUGUUAAUAAAACUGUAAGAUACAAA